AUGUGUCAAGUUAUAUUUGAACCUUCUUUUAAAACGCCACGGAAUGAUGUGAAACCUUGUAGUGGUGUUAUAGACAGAUGUAAUGUAACUGGCAAUUGGUAUCAGUAUGACUACGCCCUGGAAACGGCCUGCAUGUCGUAUACGUCGGAGUAUAAAGGCUUUAAAAACAUACACUGUUUUCUUUGUAAUGGAAAUACAUUAACAAAUGAAGACAGCAUCUGUGAGCGUGAAAGCGGUGAGCACGGUGACACCUCAUUCGUUGCUCUUUUAGAUUUUUAUGAUUUAGACGGAACAUCUUCAAAGAGCAAAGUCACAAAAUGCUCCAGUGGCUCGAAGUACGACCCACUUAAGAAAGUAUGUCGACCACUAUCGUGCGCACCUGGUAUGAUGCUUUCUCAAGACAAGUGCACUCCAAUUUAUAAGGAAAUGGUGAAUCCAGAAAACGAUCUUGUGUUUAGACUCCAGUUCAAUCUUCUUUCCACACAUGCUACUAAAAGUUUUCAAUGGUUUCAUCUUGAGAGAUUGGCCGAAUUGGUUCUGAAUGAAUUUUCUUCAAAACUUAUUCUCUUGUACACAACAUUCAGCGCAAGGCUAUGUGAUUUUAAUUCCUACGUGAAGUUGGAACAAAGUCUUGAAAAUACAGUUAUUUCAAUGAAAAGAGAAAAUUUAACGGAUUUUAUGACAUUCGUUCAUCAUCUGGCUAUUGUAGUUGAUUUCAGCUUCGAAGAGAUAAGGAAUACUUCCGCCACCCUAGAAGAAAUGGCGACACUAUUUGCAUCAUACGACUAUUAUGCCCAAUAUCUUGUUCAAUACAAAUCAGGUGACUCCGAAAUGCCAACCAAAUAUAAUUACAAUGCCAGUGAAGAAUUUGAAAGCACUCUGAAUGAACUUGAUAUAGAUAUGUUUCAGUAUUAUAUGAUUUUACGCGGUCAGAAUGAUCCAGAAGACGGAUUAGGAAUAUUGUGGCUUGAAUAUAUUUUUGCACCUCAACAAGGAUGCGAAUCUACAUUAUCAAUUCAGCCAAAUCCGUUUUGUGCCUGUAUAGAACUUAACCGUAACGAAUUCAAUAUAGAUAUUGCUAACAGAAGAAUUAAAUCUGGCGGCUUCUCUCACACGUCGUCCUUAGAGUUGACCUUUUCAAAAAUUUUGUCUUCUAAAAAUGGAGAAGGCGUACUGGUCUGUUCUGAUGAGUAUUUUUCGCAGCUACCUUCAGAAUCAAAACACUUUCCUGCAGUUAAAGACCAGUUGGUUGUGUUGACUAUUAUUUGUCUAGUUUGUUCUAUCAUAUCCCUUUUAUUGACCUUUGUAAUCUAUUCUAUGCUGCCUAGUUUAAGAACUCUUCCUGGAUUGAAUAACAUGGCUCUAGUCUUUCACCUUUUCCUUGCACAUACGUUGGCUUUGAUAAUUGCUGUAACAGACAUAAAAGUACAAUGGCUUUGUUCUGCUGUCGGCGUUCUUCUCCACUACACUCUGCUGUCCAGUUUUCUAUGGAUGUUCAUCUGUACCUUUCAUAUGAUGACUGUUUUCGCAAAGAUAAAAGAUAGACAUGCCGCCGUUCAUAACAAUAAAUUUUUCCGUUAUUUGAUAUUUACUGAAGUAAUAUCUGCUCUUCUGAUAGUAUCUAACAUUGUUGUCGCUCUUAUUUCAAGCAAGACCUCUCCUGGAUUUGGCUACGGUGGUUCCAACUGCUAUAUUCGAGACUCGAUCACGAUUCUCUUAUUUGUUGCCGUCCCGCUUGGUCUUAUUCUCACGGCCAACUUUGGUAUGUUUGCUUAUGUCAUUUGGAUCGUUGCACGCUUACCAGACAUGGCAAAACAUAGUAACCACGAACGGCACAAUAUAAUGAUAUUUUUCAAGCUGUCUACUCUAACUGGUAUCACCUGGAUAUUUGGAUUCUUGUAUGAGUUCUUUGAAAUACUUCUUUUUGCCUAUGCCUAUAUAGUUCUCAAUGCUGGUCAGGGCGUGUUUAUCAUGUUUUCGUUUGUACUGAAUAAACGAGUGUUCUUCAUGUUACGUUCUAAGAGCCACGCGAAAAAAGAUGGACUCUCGGCUGAAACGACUCGGCAAGUCCAUGUUUCAGUUGUCUCUUACAGAUAA
Messenger RNA from Mercenaria mercenaria, 2097 nucleotides. RefSeq lists its product as uncharacterized. The transcript has 2 exons. Gene Ontology annotation, biological process: cell surface receptor signaling pathway; G protein-coupled receptor signaling pathway. Gene Ontology annotation, cellular component: membrane. The record is from RefSeq and is a predicted model, not a curated record. The coding region runs from base 1 to 2097 and encodes 698 amino acids. Gene Ontology annotation, molecular function: G protein-coupled receptor activity. NCBI's taxonomy places the organism in Eukaryota, Metazoa, Mollusca, Bivalvia, Venerida, Veneridae.